This is a messenger RNA of Maniola jurtina (meadow brown), 1518 nucleotides long. RefSeq lists its product as uncharacterized. NCBI's taxonomy places the organism in Eukaryota, Metazoa, Arthropoda, Insecta, Lepidoptera, Nymphalidae. Bases 71 to 1486 code for a protein of 471 amino acids. The transcript has a single exon. The record is from RefSeq and is a predicted model, not a curated record.
UCAGGAUUGUCCAUAGGAUUGUCAGAGUUGUCUGUGUUCAAAAUAAUUUUCGUUAUUCGUAGUUAAAACAAUGAAGAAUCAAUCAGAGAAAGAUUUUAAAACCAAAUUCCGUUUAUUAAACUCUCAGGAAAACUCCGAGGAGAUCAUUUGGUCAUACAGUGAUUCUAGUGAUUAUGAAAACAGGAACCAAAACGAAAACCUUGGAAAAGCUAAUCAAACCGUAAAUAGGAAGAGGAAACGUGGAAAAACAAGAAAAAAAGCGCCGAAAAACAUCUCUAACCUAAACAUUACGUUUGUUGAUACGCCUGUAGAAAAUAAAAAUGAUAAAAAGGUUGAUACAUCACCAGUACUACAAAAGGUUAUUCUAUCACCAUUAAUGUCAAAAUCACAACAACAUUUUGCUCCUUUAAACAUUACAAAGGUAUUUUCCUCACCUAUAUUGUCUUCUAAAAGUAAAAACUGUAGUUCUUAUCAAAAUAGGACAGUAAAAAGUCCCAUACUACUUCCGAAUCACACAUCACCUAAUAUCUCACCUUAUGUAAGAAGAAAACUGUUUAACAACAACGACAAUGUUAAAAAUAAAUCAACGUGCGAAGAAAAUGGAAGAAGUAAAUCACCAGUUUUAAAUUGUAGCCCAAUUAGUAACAAAUCAAAACUCAAGGAGUUAAGAUCUCAAAAUGAUGCUGUGAAAACAAUUUUUAAAUCCCAUGGUGCUGAUAUUAGGCAAGAAAUAAUUAAAUCAAAUAAUAUUAAUCCAGAACUAAAUAAGACAUUUAAAAAAACUAACCUAAGUAAAAUAAUUCAAGUGAAGAAUGAAAUUAAUAUAGGUGAACAAAAUGUAAAUGAUUCAUUGAGUACAAAAAGUGCAAAUGGUGCCUUAUUUGAAAAGAUGAAAUCAUAUUUUGAUAGUCACUUCAGUUCUGAAACACCUUCACAGCAGUCUAUAAGUGAAUAUGAUACUACAUCUAAAAACAGUUCAAAAACAAACGAAGAAAUAGAAAUAAUUAAUUCUCAGACUGACAAAAACUGUGUACCUCAAAUUAUAAAAUUGGGAACUAGAUCUUCAUCUGAUAGUUUGAGAAGCUAUGAUGAAGAAGUAGAAACAUCGAAGAAGGUUAGAUACAAAAAGGAUGGAUUAGCAUAUCGCCUGAGUGUGUUAUUAAAAAAACAAAAAUCUAACGUUUCUCUAUGGCAGCACGAAAGAUUUUUGGCGGCAAACUCUAAUUUUGUUAUACCCAAUGACGAUUUCACUCCAUUCCGUAUUCAAAAUGUUACUAUCAAAUAUGGCUGCUAUUUAUUAGAAGUUAUAGAUGUUGAUGGAAAGAAAUGUUUCGUAUUAAUAAAUCAUUUGAAUAUGAAUAAUAGUAUUUUAGAACAGUGCAAUAUUUUUAAGCUUUAUAGACCUUAUAAAAUUUUAGAUUUCAAUUCAGACUAUAAACUGAUUGUAAAUGUCAGUAAAUUUGAAUUUACAGUACUUGAUAUAUGAAUAAUUUAUGCAAAACUGUUGGCUAAAUUUAA